CCCUUGGUUCCCGCACCUUCUCCGCCGCACCAGAGCAAAUCAACCCCAAUCCUUCCCACCCACGCACCGCCCAUCUCCGCGGUGGCGGCCUCGGCAGGAGGAGGAGGGCGGCGGCGUGCGCCAUGGCGUUCCUGCUCGGCGCCUUCCUGGGGCUGGUCCUCGGCGUCGCCGUCGUCAUGGCGUUCGCGCGCCUCGAGAACUCGCGCGCCGAGCAGCGCCGCGAGCUGGCUGCUACUAUUUCAUCCUUCUCAAAGUUGACUGUAGAAGAUUUGAGGAAAUUAAUUCCUCUUGAGUUAUAUCCAUCAUGGGUGUCUUUCACUGAAAAGCAAAAGCUUAAAUGGCUGAAUCAAGAAUUGGUAAAAAUCUGGCCAUUUGUCAAUGAGGCUGCAUCAGAACUGAUAAAAACUUCUGUGGAGCCUAUUUUUGAGCAGUACAAGUCAUUCAUUUUGUCCUCACUCCAUUUCUCAAAGUUGACACUUGGUACAGUUGCCCCUCAGUUCACAGGAGUUUCAAUUUUGGAUAGUGAUAGUUCUGGUAUCACUAUGGAGCUUGAGUUGCAAUGGGAUGGUAAUCCAAAUAUAGUACUGGACAUUCAAACAACACUUGGAAUCUCACUUCCUGUGCAGGUGAAAAAUAUUGGAUUCACAGGAGUACUUCGGUUAGUGUUUAACCCACUCGUUGCAGAACUGCCUUGCUUUGGAGCUGUUUGCUGUUCUUUGAGAGAGAAGAGCAAGGUGGAUUUUAUCCUCAAGGUUGGUGGUGGUGAGAUGACAGCAAUUCCUGGAAUUUCUGAUGCAAUUGAGGGAACAAUACGUGAUACCAUUGAGGAUCAAUUGACAUGGCCUAAUCGCAUAAUUGUACCUAUUGUGCCUGGAGAUUAUAGUGACUUGGAGUUGAAACCAGUUGGACUAUUAGAAGUAAAACUUGUCGAAGCUAGGGAUUUGAUGAACAAGGAUCUUGUGGGAAAGUCUGACCCUUUUGCUGUGCUAUACAUUCGGCCAUUACAUGACAAAACAAAGAAAAGCAAAACAAUAAACAAUGAUUUGAACCCCAUUUGGAAUGAACACUACGAAUUUGUGGUUGAGGACACAUCUACCCAGCGCCUGACCCUGAAAAUUUAUGACGAUGAAGGAAUCCAAUCAUCUGAGCUUAUUGGUUGUGCUAGAGUGGACUUGUCGGACCUUCAUCCUGGAAAAGUUAAAGAACUUUGGUUGGACCUUGUCAAGGACCUGGAAAUUCAGAGGGAUAAGAAACGUCGCGGUCAGGUCCACCUGGAGCUCCUGUACUAUCCUUUCGGUAAACAUGAAGGGGUUUCCAAUCCUUUUGCAGAUCAGAUUCAGUUAACUUCUUUGGAGAAGGUCCUCAAGACUGAUUCUAACGGAUUUGAUGUUAACCAGAGGAAAAAUGUUAUUAUGAGAGGAGUCCUUUCAGUGACUGUUAUCUCAGCCGAGGACUUGCCACCAAUGGAUGUGAUGGGCAAGGCUGACCCAUUUGUAGUCCUGUACCUGAAGAAGGGAGAAGCCAAAAAGAAGACAAGGGUUGUAACUGAGACCCUGAAUCCAAUAUGGAAUCAAACAUUUGAUUUUGUAGUUGAAGAUGCGUUGCAUGAUUUACUCAUGGUCGAAGUAUGGGAUCAUGAUACAUUUGGAAAGGAUUACAUGGGGAGAUGCAUCUUGACACUCACUAGAGUAAUUCUUGAAGGCGAGUUUCAAGACACAUUUGUUUUGCAAGGUGCUAAAUCCGGAAAGCUGAACUUGCAUUUCAAGUGGACGCCGCAGCCAAUCUAUCGUGAUCGUGAUCGGGACCAGUGAAAUCUGUGUAGAUACAUCACGUAAAGCCAACUGAUAAACAUUUCUUCCCCUGUACAUUAGCUUUUCUGUACAGUACUUCACAUAUCUUGUAGCAACACGGUGCAAAUGGAAUACUGGGAUGGUGGUUUCAUGUUGCGACGGUAAUGUGCUGUAAAUGGAUGGAUG
Molecule: messenger RNA, 1976 nt
Organism: Oryza brachyantha (malo sina)
Lineage: Eukaryota; Viridiplantae; Streptophyta; Magnoliopsida; Poales; Poaceae
Product: synaptotagmin-5-like
Exons: 13
Coding region: 123-1811 (562 amino acids)
Cellular component (GO): endoplasmic reticulum
Molecular function (GO): lipid binding
Source: RefSeq, a predicted model, not a curated record